This is a messenger RNA of Amphibalanus amphitrite, 3796 nucleotides long. Its product is annotated as zinc transporter 2-like. The coding region runs from base 837 to 2129 and encodes 430 amino acids. Gene Ontology annotation, biological process: response to zinc ion; zinc ion transmembrane transport. The record is from RefSeq and is a predicted model, not a curated record. Gene Ontology annotation, molecular function: zinc ion transmembrane transporter activity. NCBI's taxonomy places the organism in Eukaryota, Metazoa, Arthropoda, Thecostraca, Balanomorpha, Balanidae. Gene Ontology annotation, cellular component: plasma membrane. The transcript has 9 exons.
AGAGACCGGCAGCGAGAGGGGAGGGACGGGCGGCUGUGGGCUUUGUUUACCCUCACCACCGCAGGCGGUGUCCCGAGUGGUACCGCACUGUACCGUGUGGAGCGGCCACUGCAUCCGGUGGGCACUCGGGCUGCGGGCUCUUUGUUAUCUGGAGUUUUGUAUGCUUAGCAUUUGAACGUUUCCAGCACCUAUGUUGCCUGCCCGCCAGGUCCCGACAAUUACCCUGUAUUAACUGGCUGUCAUUAGUUAUUACCCAUUGCACGGGUAAAUACCAUAUUAUCUGUUGUGAUGCUCAGGUCGACUGGUAAGCUCGAGUCCCCCUAUUCUCCUAUCUCCCAUCUCCCUAUUCUGUCACAACACCGGUCAAAGAGUUUCGCAGUACGCACGGACGUAACUUCCCCUUCCCGAGAUAGCGGCCACUGUCGCCGCGGGCACACGGCGGAGGAGCGCACAGUGCCGUGUGUAAGGGUAGUGCCGGGGGCAUGGACCGCGUGCGCCGCUCUGAUACGGUAUCGGGGCCGGCGCCGCCCGGAGAGGGGCCAUUCAGGGUCGGGAGCGCGCCCCUGUCGCAUGGACGCGGUGCUGUGACGUGGACUCGGUGAGCAGAUUGGUGGUCUGUUGCAGUGACGGAGACAGCGUGCAGAGUGGCUGGGUGUUGCCAUCGGACUGUGGAUAUCAGAUCGGAACGUGUUCCGUGCCUGGAGUAAUUUUUGAAUUGCCGAGAUAAAACUGGUGUCUGAACUCUGAAGCAUACUUGGAUUCUGGAGUUUACCUCAAGAUAUAAAGUAUAUCUUUGAGCUCGUUUUGGAUUCUGGCACUGAUAUCUGACGGUGAAGAUGACACCCCCGCGAACCAAGUCCUCGGCUACGGAGAAGACGCCGCUUCUGGCGGACGGUGGCACGCAGCAGAGUGACGCCUCGACGCUGCUUACCGUCCGCUUCGGCAGUCCAGAGGAGGCGUGGUUCGGGCCGGACGGCGGCGGCUCCAACACGUUCGGGCCGACUGCGGAUACGCCGGUGGACUCUCGGCGAAUCAUCUACUGCCUGCACGGAGAUGAGCUCACCGCCUGUGAACAGGGCUGCUCGCAGGAGAAGAUCGAGGAGCUGCAGAGGCUCUACAAAGACUCGCACUGUCACGUGUCUCGGGCAGCCGGGAUGAACCAGGCCGCACGGAGGAAACUAAUGAUCGCCAGUGCCCUGUGCCUGCUAUUCAUGGUGGCUGAAAUUAUUGGCGGGUACCUCUCCAACUCCAUCGCCAUUGCCACGGACGCUGCCCACCUGCUGGCCGACUUUGCCAGCUUCAUGAUCUCACUGUUCUCACUGUGGGUGGCUUCCCGACCGGCCACGGCACGGAUGAGUUUCGGGUGGCACCGCGCAGAGGUGAUGGGCGCGCUGAUCUCUGUGCUUCUCAUCUGGGUGGUGACCGGCGUGCUCGUCUACAUGGCCAUCCAGCGGGUCAUCUAUCAGCAGUUCGAGCUCGACGCCGUCGUCAUGCUCAUCACGUCAGGGCUCGGCGUUCUGGUGAACAUAGUCAUGGGGUGCACACUGCACCAGCACGGGCACAGCCACGGCGGCGGCUCGUCCCACUCCCACGGCGGCGGCUCGUCUCACUCUCACGGGGCGCAGAACAUCAACGUGCGCGCCGCCUUCAUCCACGUGCUCGGCGACUUCCUCCAGAGCAUCGGAGUGUUCAUCGCGGCGCUGGUCAUCUACUUCAAGCCUAUGUGGAUCUUGGUGGAUCCUAUUUGUACGUUCGUGUUCAGCAUAUUUGUUCUGGCCACGACGCUCACAAUUCUCAAGGACACCCUCAACGUCCUAAUGGAAGGUAUUCCGAAGGGCAUCGACAUCGAGCAGCUGCAGGCGAUACUGGAGGGGAUGCCGGGGGUGCUGAAGGUGCACAACCUGCGGGUGUGGUCGCUGAGCAUGGACAAGCCGGCGCUCUCCGCACAUAUCGUCAUCGGCCCGGACGUCAAGCCUCAGGGAGUGCUUCGUCAGGCUACUUUGCUGGUGCGCGAGCGGCACGACUUCUACGAGAUGACGCUACAGAUUGAGGAGUACCACGAUCAGAUGCAGGACUGCGACCAGUGUCAGGAUACGGUCGGUGCUCGGAGGCCAGUCGAGACCGUCUGAGAGACCGCGGGGGCUGACAACCACGGCGGCAAAUGCCGAGGGGAAAACCUGAACCGGUGGUUCGUGAUCGGUGCGGUUGAAGCUUGGUGCUGAAUAGGUCCAAGAGUGGCCAGUAGAUUUGAGACGGUGCGGUCAAGUCAUCCACUGGUGCCUGGAAGAGGCGAGACGAGGAUCUGAGGGUAGAUGGCAGGCACAAAGUUCGUGGCAUGGAUUGGCGUGGUUUGUGACGGGACCAACACAGGGCUCCGUGAUGUCGGGCGGAGUUGGUAAUUAUCCUACCUUGCUUUAGCGCUGGAAGGCAGAGCUGGAUGGCACGUCUCCGCGCACGGAGCUGUCUACACCAUACCGAAUCUGAGGGAGAGUAAUACGGCCAGUGGUCGUCACGUUAGUCUUGUGGUCCCGCGCUGCCAGGAGGCCGUCUCUUUGGAUAACAUCCACCCACUAGCCAUCAUACCACACGAAACAGACAAGGGUGCCCUAUUCCGCCGCACUGGCCCCCUCAUCACACCAUCGAGCUCUUAGGACUGUCUUACCGCUUUGACAGGCUUGUUUACGUCAUGUGCCUUGUACCCUGUUGAAGUGCCCAAGUGUGCUGGCUGGUCUUCCGCUCAGAAUGCAGGUGUCACAAUUAGCCAUGAAUGUGGACAUGGAUAAUGCGCAUGUUAUACUGAUCGAGAUAUAGGACGUGUUUUAAAGCGUCUCCUCCAUAGGUCGUGACCUGGGUAGCUUUGUGCAGGCGUACAAAGUAUGUUGUUUAUUCAAUUAGGGAGUUAUAAUGCUGCUACGUACGCAGCAAGUGACCAUUAUUUCAUUCCACAGUAUUUACCGACUAUAAGGCAAUGCUCAGUUUAGAUAAACAUACUGUUAUACAUCCAUCAUAUUGCUCUCUUAUAUUUGCAUCAGUACAGCCGUGCUUCCCACCUGGUUUUCGAAACGAUGUUGACUCCAUGCAUCACACAUUUAGACACGGGGCUUGUCUUUGAAAAAUGCCAACCGUGCGGAACAAAAUUACUGGACUCAACCCUGUUAUCAUAAACUGUCGAGAGGACGCUACUGAAGUUUCCAUGCGCAGCCGCUGUUAAUUUUCUCAGCAUGCCCUAGAAGAACAGCAGGCAGCACGUCAUGACGGCUGCGUUGGAACGAAGGAGGGAACAAUCACAACCAGUCUCGGAAUUCGCCCCCUUGUGGCCUGUUGCGCUCGCGCGGUUUCAUACAAAGUUGGCUCGAUAUGUGGACGGCUGGAAUGGGGGGAUAGGGCCAACUAUUGUUCCUACUAGCUGCCAGAUUCUUUUGUAAGGGGUAUGCUGGGGAAAGGGCUUGCCGUGUGGCGGUGUGUUGCGAUGCCAAUGCGAAAGUGCCGUGAUUUUGAUAUUGGGAUUAAUCGUGUACUGCACUGAUUGUAUAAUUCAUAGCGUUCCAUUCCACUGAAUCCAUGGAGUUAGGAAAUCAAGGUGAAAAAAGUUUAUGAAAUAUUUACAGAAUAUCUGUGAUAUCACGCCUUGAGUCAGUAUAACUGACAUUUGAUACGUGGUACCAUGCAAUAUUUCCUAGUGACUGCUUCGUAGUGUAACAACUUGUCACAAUGCAUUAGCAGUAAUCGUUGCCUGAGGCUGAAAUAUAUAUCAGCUGUGGCACAAAACAUUCAAUGAAAUAUAAAGACGAAUUAA